Messenger RNA from Manduca sexta (tobacco hornworm), 1765 nucleotides. RefSeq names its product probable tubulin polyglutamylase TTLL1. Gene Ontology annotation, molecular function: tubulin binding; tubulin-glutamic acid ligase activity. The transcript has a single exon. Gene Ontology annotation, cellular component: cilium. The record is from RefSeq and is a predicted model, not a curated record. The coding region runs from base 21 to 1322 and encodes 433 amino acids. Gene Ontology annotation, biological process: protein polyglutamylation; microtubule cytoskeleton organization. NCBI's taxonomy places the organism in Eukaryota, Metazoa, Arthropoda, Insecta, Lepidoptera, Sphingidae.
AUUUCGAGUGUCGCUACAACAUGAAUCACGAAGCGAAGAAAAUAGCCAACACUAUGUACGGGCGAGUGAACGCGCCCACGGUCGAGAGAUGCCGCGUAAACUUCUGCACGGACUUGGAAAAGUCAGUUUUGAUGAGUAAUUUCGAGCGACGCGGCUGGAACCAAGUCGGACCGGACGAAGAAUGGAACUUUUAUUGGGCGUCAACGCAAACUUGCAGAAAUCUAUUCAGCGUCGAAAGUGGCUAUCGGAUGAAUGACAAUCAGAUGAUUAACCAUUUCCCGAACCAUUACGAACUUUCCCGUAAGGAUUUGUUGGUGAAAAAUAUAAAAAGAUAUCGGAAGGAAUUGGAGAGGGAGGGCAAUCCUUUAGCUGAGAAAACGGAGGUUAUACUUCAUGGAGGUCAAGUCGUCACUCGUUAUGCGCAUUUAGACUUCAUUCCUGUGACGUUCGUACUGCCGGCAGAUUACAAUAUGUUCGUCGAGGAAUACCGCAAGUCGCCGCAAAGCACUUGGAUCAUGAAACCGUGUGGAAAAUCCCAAGGCACCGGAAUAUUCCUUAUAAACAAACUGUCGAAGUUGAAGAAAUGGUCCCGAGAGGCGAAAACGCCUUUUCACCCGCAGCUUAGCAAAGAAAGUUACGUUAUAUCACGGUAUAUAGACAAUCCACUGCUAAUAGGGGGCAAAAAGUUUGAUCUAAGACUUUACGUGUUGGUCACUUCUUUUCGACCUCUGAAGGCUUAUCUGUUCCAACUUGGCUUCUGUAGGUUUUGUACGGUGAAGUACGAUACUAGUAUGACGGAGUUAGAUAACAUGUAUGUGCAUCUUACUAACGUUAGUGUACAGAAACAUGGCGGCGAUUAUAACAGUAUACACGGAGGAAAAAUGACAGUUCAAAACCUUAGACUGUACUUAGAAGGAACGAGGGGCAGGGCUGUCACUGAGAAGUUAUUCGCAGCGAUGCAGUGGCUCAUUGUGCAUUCUCUUAAAGCUGUGUCGUCGGUAAUGGCAAACGACAGACAUUGUUUCGAGUGUUACGGUUACGAUAUAAUAAUAGACAAUCAACUGAAGCCGUGGCUUGUGGAAGUGAACGCGUCGCCGUCACUUACCUCGACGACUGUCAACGACAGGAUAUUAAAGUACAAACUGAUAGAUAACAUUUUGUCGGUCGUUUUGCCGUCAGACGGUGUUCCAGAUGUUCGCUGGAACAAACUGCCCACUGCGGACGCUUUAGGGAAUUUUGAUUUGCUCAUUGACGAAGAACUUUUGGAGAAAGAUGAAGCCACUAAUAACCCAGGACGAUCAAAUAAAAAUAAAACGAGAUGAAACCGCAAGAGUUUUGAACAUAAACCACGACCCAAAUAAGAUUUUAAAUAUGUUAAUUCACCGCAGUAUAAACAUAAAUACCGUUGCUUUUUCACACGCCUGCAAGUAAAAAUUCUGUGCAGCGUCUAAAAUUACUUAGUACUUACAUAGUGGGUGCAUUAAAAAAACCGCUCGUUUGGAUGUUGUGCAUACGGUGCAUAUUUGCAUUUUAAUGUUGAUGCCCGUGGAAAAAUAACACAACGCGGCAUGCCAUUCUAUAUGCUAAGCGGCAAAGAACUUCCGAGCGGUUAAUGUUGCAAGUUUCAUCCACCGCUGAAACUUGCUUUUGUCCAUAACCAACUUUAAAAUUUGGCGCUUGUUACUCUCUGGACAGUUGGUUAUUUCUGAAUUGAUGUGCGAGGAGUUUGCUUUUAUUUAAUAAUUUAUUUCUAUGUGGAAUGUAU